This is a messenger RNA of Nicotiana tabacum (common tobacco), 4228 nucleotides long. RefSeq lists its product as uncharacterized. NCBI's taxonomy places the organism in Eukaryota, Viridiplantae, Streptophyta, Magnoliopsida, Solanales, Solanaceae. Gene Ontology annotation, molecular function: protein binding; zinc ion binding; RNA binding. The record is from RefSeq and is a predicted model, not a curated record. Gene Ontology annotation, biological process: RNA modification.
UGUUGGUCCAAGAUGGCUUUUUGGGCUCAAGAUGGCCCAUCAUCUGAUCCAUAGACGUGCAACUACCUCCCGCCAAAGUGUAGAGUUUGAAAAUAAUGGUCUGAUACCAAUGGUGCGAGAUUUCAAAAUGCGUUUCAGAAGAUUGCACAGCAUUUGUUCGCGUUCACUACUAAACGAACCGGCGAGUCAUCUCAGAGCAGAAUUACCACGCAGAAAAAGUCCCAAGUUACCCAGCUGUAAACCACCGGCGAAGGCAGAAAAAGUCAGUAGCUCGGACAUAGUGCAAUGGAACAGGACCAUCACCCAACACAUGCGACAAGGAGAAUGCGAUUCCGCACUGCGCUUAUUUAAUUCCAUGCCUGCCAAGUCCUAUGUAUCCUGGAAUGCAAUGAUAUCUGGUUACUUGUUGAACGGCAGAUUGGACAUCGCUCAGCAGUUGUUUGAUGAAAUGCCUCAAAGAGACUUGGUAUCCUGGAACAUUAUGCUUAGUGGGUAUAUCAAGAGUAAGAAUUUUGGGGCAGCUAAGAUGUUGUUUAAUCAAAUGCUUGUUAAAGACGUAGUUUCGUGGAAUGCGUUGCUUUCUGGGUAUGCCCAGAAUGGGUACAUUGCUGAUGCUAAAAGGAUCUUUGACAUGAUGCCUGUGAAGAAUGAAAUAUCGUGGAAUGGACUUCUGGCUACGUAUGUUCAGAAUGGGAGGAUUGAGGAGGCGAGGAAAUUGUUUGAGUCAAAGGACAAUUGGCCACUGGUUUCUUGGAAUUGCUUGUUGGGCGGGUAUUUGAAGAAGCAUUUAUUGGCUGAGGCAAGGGUGCUUUUUGAUAGAAUGCCUGUUAAGGAUCAGGUCUCAUGGAACACAAUAAUUUCUUGUCAUGCCCAGAAUGAUAAUUUGGAGGAAGCGAGGAAGUUGUUCGAUGAGUCCCCUAUUAGGGACGUGUUUACCUGGACUUCAAUGCUUUCUGGUUAUGUACAGAAUGGGAUGGUAGAUGAGGCUAGGAGGAUUUUUGAUGAGAUGCCAGAGAAAAAUGAGGUCUCGUGGAAUGCAAUGAUUGCAGGAUAUGUGCAGUCUAAGAGGAUGGACUUGGCAAGGGAAUUCUUUGAGGCAAUGCCUUGUAAGAACGUUAGCUCUUGGAACACAAUGAUAACAGGUUAUGCUCAAAAUGGGGAUAUUGUGAGUGCCAGAAGUUUAUUUCAUUGUAUGCCUUGUCGUGAUUGCAUCUCUUGGGCAGCAAUUAUUGCCGGAUAUGCUCAAAGUGGCAAUAGUGAGGAGGCAUUGCGCAUGUUUGUGGAAAUGAAGAGAGAUGGCGGGAGGAUAAAUAGGUCCGCAUUUACUUGCGCUUUGAGUACAUGUGCUGACACUGCUGCUUUCGAGUUAGGAAAGCAAAUACAUGGACUGCUUGUCAAGGCUGGAUAUCACACUGGUUGCUACGUGGGAAAUGCGCUCCUAGCAAUGUAUUGUAAGUGUGGAAGCAUUGAUGAGCCGUAUGAUGUGUUCGAGGAAAUAGAGGAAAAAGAUGUUGUCUCUUGGAAUACAAUGAUCGUUGGUUAUGCAAGGCAUGGUUUUGGCAAACAAGCUCUUCAACUAUUCAAAUCAAUGAAAGAAGCGGGUUUCAAACCUGAUGAUGUCACCAUGGUUGGUGUAUUGUCUGCUUGUGGCCAUACUGGCCUGAUUGACAAGGGCAUGGAAUACUUUUACUCAAUGGGUCGCGAUUAUGGAAUAACUGCAAACCCGAAACACUACACUUGCAUGAUUGACCUUCUGGGACGAGCUGGGCGCCUGAAUGAUGCUCAAAAUCUAAUGAAGGACAUGCCUUGUGAACCAGAUGCAGCAACUUGGGGUGCUCUCCUUGGGGCAAGUAGGAUCCAUGGAAAUACUGAAUUAGGAGAAAAGGCUGCUGAAAUGAUUUUCAGUUUAGAGCCUUGGAAUGCAGGGAUGUAUGUCCUUCUCUCAAAUUUAUAUGCAGCUUCUGGUAGAUGGCGUGAUGUUAGCAAGAUGAGAUUAAAAAUGAGGGAUACAGGUGUAAGGAAAAUGCCUGGUUACAGCUGGGUUGAGUUGCAAAAUCAGAUUCAUCUUUUUUCAGUUGGGGAUACCAUGCAUCCAGACAGUAAAAGAAUAUAUGCUUUCUUGGAAGAGUUAGAGUUACUAAUGAAGCAGGAGGGUUAUGUCUCUGCCACGAAAUUGGUCUUGCAUGAUGUGGAUGAAGAGGAGAAGGCACACAUGCUCAAGUAUCAUAGCGAAAAAUUAGCCGUUGCUUUUGCAAUUCUAAACGUACCAUCUGGGAGACCAAUUCGUGUGAUGAAAAAUUUAAGGGUUUGUGGAGAUUGUCAUACUGCUAUCAAGAUCAUAUCAAAGAUUGUGGGUAGAUUGAUAAUCAUUCGGGAUAAUAACCGUUUUCAUCACUUCAGUGGAGGUGUUUGUACCUGUGGAGACUAUUGGUAGUACUGGAGUGUGAAAGUUUACCAGUAGAUUUCAGCGGCUGUAAUAUUUUCUAUUGCGCUGGCCAUAAGGCCAUCUCCAUACAUGUUGAGAAUAUAUAGUUAAUGCACACGGGGAAGCAAAGUGCAAGCACUUGUUUUUAGUUCUUCUAUCCAGGAGACAUGAGAAACUUUUUAUCUGAAGCAACUGCGCAGCAGAGGGGAAACUCCUUUCUUAUUAUUUGGUGCGUACAAUCUGUAUCUCCUCAUUGAUGUUGGUAGAAAGGAGAUGUGCUGAGAUAUAUGGUCCAUCAUCCUUGCACUUAAGCAUCAUAGAACAAAAAGAGGAGGAAUAGUUGCCUUAAGUUUAUCAGAGAUCUGACAGGAAGAAAAGAAUCAGGUGAAUGUGUAGGAGGGGUUGAGCAGUUGUUCCUUUCACAUAAAUCGAGUACCACUUUUGAAGUACUGAAUCUUUGUUCCUCUGUUCUCUGGCUGAUAGAUUCUUGACAGGCCUAAUCUAUGCAUCUCUGUCUGGCCCAAAUGUAUGACAGUGACUGUUCAUUGUGUAUCAUAAACCAGAAAAUUGAUCUAUACUAAGCUCCACUGAUUGAUUUCCUACUUCUUUGAGCACCACUAGCUAAGUGGCAAUGAUGUUGUUGUGGCUCAGUGACGGCCCUCUCUUCAAAUUCUGCUUACUAACAGAAUUUCUGCUGUCUAAGAUUACUUUUGCCCUAAGUAAACCUAAUCUGCAGCCAUGAGACAAGUAAUGGUACAUCUUUUCAGGAUCAGCUGAGGUGGACAUUUGUUGGAUGACUAGACAAUCACCAUACUCAGUUGUCAUUGGUACUGGUAUCCUUCUGAGUUUUGAAAGCAAAAGAUAAAGAAAUUUCCUUCAUCCUAAAUUUCUCUUCCUUAUGAUCAAUUGUUCGGGUGAGAGUCACUUAGGAUAUUUAUUGUCACUCUAUUGAAAGCAGAGAUUGAACAGUCUCUGUAAUUUGUGAUGUUUGUGUUUCUAAACUAGUUACAUUCAGUUUCAGGAAGAAAAGAGUAAGAAAUCGACAGACUGAUCAAAAUGGUGGAAAAAGCCACAUUGCCUGAAGAUAGAAAAUACUUUGAUCAGGUAAGUGAAUCUGAUGGGAAGUGUUUUGGAUAUGGAUUUGAACAUAUAUCUGCUCAAGCCACUUUUUUUCCACUCGGAAUAGUAUCAUUUAUCCUGACAUAGUAAGGCAGGAUAGCAGUCAAGGGGAUGCUGGGAUGGACCAACUCUAUAAUUGAACAAGAGAUAUCAAGAAACGUUUGUCUAGUUUUGGAAUCCCCGAUCAGCCCUUCAAUAACUUAUGGGCAAUAGAGAGCUUCUUUGAUGAUUUUGGUUGGCUGUGUUUCCAGUUUUCGAUACAAUUCACAAAAGUUUUUACUAUCUUAACAUUUGUAUAAAGUGACACUGCUUCAUGUUUAAUUCGUACUCAAGCCAUGAAAGGUACGACCAAGGAGAUCGUUAACACACUGAAGAGAGUACUAUGCUACCAGUCUGAGACAGCAAGCAGAAAGAAUAAUUGGCCUGAAACCUUCAGUUGGAUUUCUUGAGUAAUUGGAAGCGGGAGGCCAGCCUAGCGAUGUGUUUGAGGCUUUUAUUUUUUAAUCAAAAUGUGUUUGCUGCUUAAUAUACUAAACUGUCAAUGUACCACACAGUUGGAGACAGGGAGGUUACACAUGUAGACUUGCAUAAAUCUGGAAUAGCCUAAAUAGGACUUAGAAACCUGUUUGCACUUCUCUCUGAUUGGAACACUGCUACUCUAUUUUCAUGAUUAUGUUUUCUUUA